Messenger RNA from Leptopilina heterotoma, 1562 nucleotides. RefSeq lists its product as uncharacterized. The record is from RefSeq and is a predicted model, not a curated record. NCBI's taxonomy places the organism in Eukaryota, Metazoa, Arthropoda, Insecta, Hymenoptera, Figitidae. The transcript has 3 exons. The coding region runs from base 174 to 1505 and encodes 443 amino acids.
UUUAAUUUAAGAUUUAAUUUUAAUAAAUAACUUUGAAUUAAUUUAAAGUCUUUUAAUUUUUAUAAAAUAAUAAAAAUAAUUUAAAAUAAAUUUAGGUUGCUUUUCUAUCCCAAGACGAUAAGGCUCGUGUACCUCUGGGGAAAACUGCAGCAAAAUUGCAAGCUCCCAUAAUUAUGCACCUCGAAUAUAGAGUACAACUCCCAGAUCACGAUUGGGUAGUCGCAGGUGGACAUAAACUUAUUCCUUCAGUCUACGCCGGGAUUGUCAUUAAAGAUGGGCCAAUAGGAAAAAAAACUAACGUCUCUUACUCGGGACCAACUUACAUAGCAAUAAGGAGUGCAAAGCACAACUCAUCAACUGCCUCUACCCAUGCGUUUGAUCUGAAAAGAUUAUUAGAACUCGAAAGUUUCAAUACGAUAAUGCGGAAUAGUAAUGGAUCUAUUAAACCGGUACUAAUAUUAUCAGUAGAUGGUGGGCCGGAUGAAAAUCCAAGAUAUGAAAAAGUGAUAGCACAUGCAAUCAAUCAUUUUAAGGAAUUUGAUUUGGAUGGUAUUUUUAUUUUCACAAAUGCGCCAAACCGGAGCGCUUUCAACAGAGUUGAGCGGCGAAUGGCUCCCUUAAGCAGAGAACUAACAGGUGUGAUUUUGCCUCAUGACAAGUUCGGAAAGCAUUUGGGAGAUAAUGGUGAAACCAUCGAUUCUCAGCUCGAGCUAGAAAAUUUUGAACAUGCUGGGAAUAUCUUGAGCGAUAUAUGGAGUAACACAAAAAUAGAUGGGUUUGAAGUGUUCGCUGAAUAUAUUUCUCCAUCAUUAAAUGAAAAUUUAGAAUCACCUGAAGUUCCAAGUCCAACAUGGUAUUGUAAACAUGUUUUUGAAAGUCAAUACUUUCUACAGAUUAUUAAAUGUGAUAAUGUUAGCUGCUGCCAACCUCUUCGAAGCGACUUGAAGAAAGUAUUAAUCUUUGGACGACUUCCGCCGCCGAUUCCUUUACUUCGAGAUCAAUCAGGACUUCGGAUUCCAUCACCUAAUGAGGGAAUAUUAACCACAUUUGCUAGUCUUUUACAACGACAUUCGCUAGAUCUAAAGCCAAAUCACGAUGGAUUUCUGAUUAUGCCGUACGAUAUGUAUUGUCCUUCUGUGCAAUCUGAUCUUCUCAAUAGAACGUGUAAAUAUUGUGGAUUUUACACAGCUACAAAGAAAAGUGCUCAAAAACACAAAAAAUCUUUGCACCCUUACGGAGUACUUGAAACUUCUAGAAUACGACCACUAUGUGUAGUUGCUCGACGUGCUCGUGAAGCACUUUGUUAUGUAACACAUAUUUCGGGCGAAGAAGCAGAAUGGAUUGACAUCGAAGAUAUCGAUGAACAAUUCAUAAAUAAUGAAACCGAGUCGUCACAAACAAGCAAAGAAUUACCUAUUCCAGUUGUUACCUCAUUUGAAAAUUGGUUGCAAAACCCAUUUAUCGAAGAUUGUGAUUAUACAAUUGAAGACAACAUGCGUUAUUAAUUUAAGAGAGAAGAUUAUAGCUUUAAAGUUAAAUCAUUGCCAGUAUUAUUAUGAUUA